Messenger RNA from Penicillium verrucosum, 1179 nucleotides. RefSeq lists its product as uncharacterized. The record is from RefSeq and is a predicted model, not a curated record. The coding region runs from base 1 to 1179 and encodes 392 amino acids. Lineage: Eukaryota; Fungi; Ascomycota; Eurotiomycetes; Eurotiales; Aspergillaceae. Gene Ontology annotation, molecular function: protein serine/threonine kinase activity; ATP binding. Gene Ontology annotation, cellular component: cytoplasm; nucleus. Gene Ontology annotation, biological process: mitotic DNA damage checkpoint signaling; protein phosphorylation. The transcript has 2 exons.
AUGGAUAUCCCACGCCAGUUUCCUGAUGUCCACUGGAUCUGGGGCGGAGGCAUAUCCUUCGUUUACGAGGUCCACCCUCGCAUUGUUGUCAAAGUCCCGAAGUCUGGGAAAUUCGAGAGCGAACAAUUUCAGAAAGAGCUUGAGAUAUAUCAAAUAUUCUCGCGAAAUCCACCGUGUUCUUCUAUUGUGCAGUGUUUUCUCUUUUCCGGCAGUGGCAUCUUCCUAGAGUAUAUGAGAGACAAGUCCCUUUCUUCUAGGAUACAAAACAAUCAUAUUCGGGACCGGCAAACAAUGGUAGUCACUAAAGUUGACAAGUUGGAACCUCUACUUCUACGAAAAGAAUGGAUGAACGAUCUCGCUCAAGCUGUCGCCUUCUUAGAAUCCCUCAACCUCGCUCAUGGUGAUCUACGACCUGAAAAUGUCCUACUUGACCGCAACCGACUAAAGCUUUCUGAUUUUGAUUGUACGGCGACAAUCGGAACAAAUUACGAAGCCUGUAUGGCUCCGUAUGGCAGGUUACUUAAUACUAAGGAGUCAGACCAAGGAGAAUGCGGAACUCCUGGCUUUCUCGGCCCUCGAACAGAACAGUUCGCCCUCGGUUCCUUGUAUUAUUUGAUGAACUACGGCUUUGAGGUCUAUGGAGACCGCUGUCUUGACGAGGAUCCUUACGAGCAUGGUCCCAAGGUCGUGGAAUUACUACAAAACAUGGAGUUUCCGACAUUGGACGGCAAUCCUUCGAUUGACAAUAUCAUCGAUAAAUGUUGGCAUAAUAAAUACGCCACGGUAUCAGAAUUAGCCACGCACACGAAAUCAUUUUUGACCGAAACAACCGAUGCAAUGGAAAGCAGAAAGAAGGAAAGCAGUGAAGUGGAAACUCUCGUCGAAACAAUAUCCAAACGAUGGCGUAUGGCCCUACGCCGCAUAACUCAUUGGAUAUUUUAUGACCUUGGAGUAUGGUGCAGGUCGUUAUUACACAGUGUCCAGCGUGAGACAACAAUCGCCGAGCGAGACAGCGGUGACGAUCGUGAUGGUGUUGAUGAAAGCUGCUUAGAAGAGGAAUUUAUUUCGAAAAGGGAAUUCUGUCAGGAUCUGGAGAAACGUGGACUUCUUCAUGCGCUUUGUUCGGGCGAGCCUGAGCAAAUUGGAUUCACUUUCGAUUGGUAUAGACACAGUGUUUAG